CCCUCUGAAGGUUUAAUACGACGCAGAGUCGAGCACACGGUCACAGUCGUGCCCUGGAUUGUAGCAGAGACACAGCGCGAGAGAGAGAGAGAGAGAGAGAGAGAGAGAGAGAGAGCAGCCUGUGAGCCCACCACCAUGGAUGUCAAACUGCUGGCACUGAUGGCCUUGCUGGCCGUGGCCACACACGUACCAGCGGCCCACGCCAAGCCCAUCAGCCUGGUGGAGCGGUGCUGGUGUCGGUCCACUCUCAACACGGUCCCCCAGCGCGCCAUCAAGGAGCUCAAGUUCCUGCACACGCCCAACUGUCCGUUCCAAGUCAUUGCCAAGCUGAAGAAUAACAGAGAAGUGUGCAUCAACCCAGAGACCAAGUGGCUGCAGCAGUACUUGAAGAACGCCAUUAACAAGUGCUGAGAAUGGGAGUCAUGAACAAAGGUGAAGAAAUCCAGAAGACGCAGCAGCAGCAACAACAUCAACAACAACAACAUCAACAACAACAACAACAACAACAACAAGAAAGACUAAACUCAGAGAGCGAACCUGAAUACCUCCCCGUCACUGCUAUGGAUGUAUGGAAACACGCUGUAUGUAUCUGUCCACGUCUCUGGACCACCUGCAGAACCAGCACUUCCCCCCCAGCACCAACACAAGUCCACUAGAAACGUACUCAAAGCCAGCUGCAGCCUCUCACCACAGCCUGUGUGUGUGUGUGUGUGUGUGUGUGUGUGUGUGUGUGUGUGUGUGUGUGUGUGUGUGUGUGUGUGUGUGUGUGUGUGUGUGUGUGUGUGUGUUGCUUUCCCUGAGGUCACAGCAGGAGCAGACAAACUGAUAGAAGAGCACUGAUGCUAUGGUGCUACUGUAUGUACCUUUAACGUGUUCCAUUGUUUAUAUUGUGCAACAUUUAAGAUGCAGUGUUGUGUUUAUACCAGUCACAGACGCCUUGAAGCGCUGCUGUGAAGCUAAAUGACAGAGUAAAGUAGAGACGGACGCCGCAGGUGACUGACGAAGGCGAAGACACACUUAUCAAUGCAGCAUGUGAUUAAACACAGACCAAAUAUUUAUGCAGACGAGCACAGAAGAUAAUUCUGAAUGCACCGUCUCUUAUCACUCAGAAUAGGUUAAUGUGGGAAAAGAAAGCGAAGUGAAAAGCAAUACUUCAUAUCAUAUUCACUUUGGAAUGAAAAGCUAAUACAAACACAGCAACCAGCACAAUGAGAAGCGCUACGAAGGGAAUGUUCACGGUGGCAACAGGAAAGUUUUGGAUUGACUCUUUUUAUAUAUAUAUUUGAGCCACUUUAUUAUCAGAUGUGUCUUUUAUAUGUACGUGUUUCAUUUUUAUAUUGUGUAUAAUCUCACUAAAUGCUUUUUAAUGCAAUGUACAGCAGGUAGCUACUAAAUGAAGGCUUUUUCAUACGGCGUGAAGGUUUUACUUUAAAGGAUUUUAGCUCAUUUUCACGUGUGUGUAACAAUUCGAUGGACAGGCCAAACAAAGCAAUAAUGUCCCUCAGGGGCGGCGGCGCCGUGUUUUUCGGAUCAGUCCGUCUGAAAAAUCAACGCGGGACGAAUCUGAAGACAAGACAAGUCUUUGUCAUUGAGUUGCAGGGUCGGGACACGCUCGGCUCAGCCCACAGGUUGAAGGCACCGGUCGGGGUUUUACAGUUUUACCCAGACUGAUGUAUGACGUGUCGAUAGGGCCACUGAGGCGAAAUAGAGCAAAACAUUUGAGUUGGAAAUCCCAGCGAGCGACAUGUGCUUCCAAUCUGGACGCUCCCAGCGCCGCGCGCGCCUUCGCUCCAGCUUCGCUCAGCUGCUGCAAAGCUGCAGCGCGAGCUGCGUUCUCCUCCUCAGCUUGUAAGUCAAGCCCUGGGAGUCCUGAUCACUUGUUGUGUUCUAUUUUACACCCUAUUUGUUAACUGUCCGCUCACAUGCGUUACUCUUACCAAUCUGCAGCUAACUGGAUAACAAUAAUGUGAGUGUAAGUCAGUUCCUAUUAACGUAAUGGAAUUUAUUAGACAUUAAUUUUAUAUAAUUAAAUCACAGUAGUCAGAUUAAACUCCCGUUUCCUAAUGGACUAUGCAGUGAUCAUUAUUCAUUGUGUAAAUCUUAAAACAAACCAUCUAUUCCCAGAUGAGUUUAUCAGAGCUACAUUUAGAUGAAUGUGUUGUUCAAAUAAUGUGAGAAUUAUCUCAAUGACAGGGGAAGGAUUUUACAUAACACUAAAACUCUAAUGUUUUAAAAUGGUUUGUUUUCUUUAGAGGCAUUCAAGUGCAGCUUUAGUUACCAGCCUCUAUUUGAUAGGGUUAAUAAUCUGUGUCACCCAAACUAACACCAGUUGAUGUUGUGUUCGUCACCGCAGGAGAGACGAUUUCAGACCAAACGUGUACAAUCAUUUUUACAGGUCAGAACAUAUUCAGGUCCACGUUUAGUGGCUCUCAGUGUGUGAACAGCUAAAUAAAGGGGGCGCAUGUGUUCUGCUGUGGACCCGAGACAAUGUGAAAUCACUUUGAUUCUUUUGAGGCAGCUUCUGACAAAUAUUCUUCAUAUAUACAGUACGUGAGAUGUUGUAGAGCAUUACUGAACCUUAUGUAUCAUCACCAUUUGUAAACCAAGAGGCAGUAUUUUAGUUACUCAAGUCCUUUUACAAUAAAGCCAUAUGAACUAAA
Molecule: messenger RNA, 2660 nt
Organism: Betta splendens (Siamese fighting fish)
Lineage: Eukaryota; Metazoa; Chordata; Actinopteri; Anabantiformes; Osphronemidae
Gene: cxcl12b
Product: chemokine (C-X-C motif) ligand 12b (stromal cell-derived factor 1)
Exons: 5
Coding region: 136-411 (91 amino acids)
Biological process (GO): immune response; defense response; axon guidance
Cellular component (GO): extracellular region
Molecular function (GO): chemoattractant activity; chemokine activity
Source: RefSeq, a predicted model, not a curated record